Molecule: messenger RNA, 687 nt
Organism: Fonsecaea nubica
Lineage: Eukaryota; Fungi; Ascomycota; Eurotiomycetes; Chaetothyriales; Herpotrichiellaceae
Exons: 2
Coding region: 1-687 (228 amino acids)
Source: RefSeq, a predicted model, not a curated record
AUGGCUGCGCCGCCGGAGAUCACUUGCACCAACCUGUCGGGCAAGUUCGUCAUGGUAGUUAAAUUCCUGCUGUCAAUGGCCUGGGUCAAUCUGACACGUUACAAGAACAAAACCCUUUCAGAUGAUAUCGAUUCCAUGCUCGCUCUCCAGGGCCUGAGCUGGCUCACGCGAACCGCCAUCAGCUUGGCUACGGUCGUCCUUACCAUCAAAGAAUACAAGCAAGAAGACAUCUACCACAUCGACAUCACGUCUGUGGCUUCGGGCCUUUCAACGACUCAAGAAAACCGCACGCUGGACUGGCAAGAGCGCGACCACCAUGAUCGCAUAUUCGGGAACUGCCGAGGCAAGUCAAGAUUCUGGAAGACAGGUGAAUACAAAAUGGAGGGCCCGGGUACACCAGAAGACGCGGUGUUCUUGCAGGCCCAGAAACUCAAGGACGGGCAGACAGAUUCCAAGUUUCUGGACGAUGAACACGUUCAAAGCUGGGUGAAGAACAUGGAUGAGGCUGGCUGGCAGGCGGAGCAGAACUGGGGGUUUGAAGAGAUCAACGGUGAACGGCGAUACACUCGGCGAGUACUGGUCUGGAAGGGAAGCGAGUUUCGAAGAGCCCGCCUCGUGUAUGACUAUAAAGGACAGGCUGAGAAGAAGGAAGACGAUGACGAUGACCUGGCGUACGGCGAAGAAUGA